This is a messenger RNA of Arabis nemorensis, 1143 nucleotides long. Lineage: Eukaryota; Viridiplantae; Streptophyta; Magnoliopsida; Brassicales; Brassicaceae. The record is from the annotation of a GenBank genome assembly.
AUGGAGUCAAGAUUCAUAAGGUGUAAUGGUAAGAGUGAUAAUGAGAAGAAGUAUAGCAAUGAAGAGAGAAGUUUUGUGAGUGUUCUAAGUAUGAGUGGGGGAGAUGGAGAGAACAGUUACUCCACUAAUUCUCUUCUUCAGAGAAGAGUGUUAUCAAAGGCUAAGCAUGUCUUGGUUAAGAACACGAAGGAACUGAUGAUAAACUUGAACUUUCCUCAAUACAUUAAAGUAGCUGAUUUGGGUUGUUCUUCAGGACAAAACGCGUUCUUGGCCAUGUCCGAAAUCAUCAAUACAAUCCAUGUGCUAUGUCAACAAAGGAAUCAAAACCCACCAGAAAUAGAUUGUUGUCUAAACGAUCUCCCCAAUAACGAUUUCAACACAACAUUCAAAUCCAUACAAUUCUUCAAAGAGAAGAACCUUGCGAGUAAAGUAUCAUACUUCGUUUCUGGAGUCCCCGGUUCCUUCUACUCGAGGCUCUUCCCUCGUAAAAGUCUCCAUUUUGUGCAUUCUUCUUAUGGUCUCCAUUGGCUCUCUAAGGUUCCUGAAGGACUUGAGAAGAACAAGACUAGUGUGUACAUCACAACUUCAAGUCCUCUAAGUACAUACAAAGCUUAUUUAAACCAAUUCCAAAGAGAUUUCUCGACAUUUCUAAAACUGCGUUCUGAAGAGAUGGUUUCUAAUGGACGUAUGGUUCUCACUUUSCUCGGUAGAAACACUAUUGAUAAGCCAUUGCAUAGAGAUUGUUGUCACUUUUGGACAUUAUUAUCCAAAUCUCUCCAGGACCUAGUCAUCGAGGGUCAUGUGACUGCAUCAAAGGUGGAUUCGUUCUACCUGCCAUUUUAUGACCCUACCGAAAAAGAAGUCAAGGAGAUUGUACACAAAGAGGGUUCCUUUGAAAUCAAAMACUUGGAGACACAUGAAUAUGAUCUUGGCCAUUGUAACCAAGACGAGACAAAGAGAAGUAAAUCAGGACAAAAUGAAGCCAAUUAUAUAAGAGCGGUGAGUGAACCAUUGCUCGUGGCUCACUUUGGAGAUGCCAUUAUCAACAUGUUGUUUAACAAGUUCGCACAUCAUGUGUCUCAACAUGCUAGUUGCAGGAACAAAACGACUGUCAGUCUAGUCGUCUCGUUGACUCAGAAAUAA